ACUUCCGGCCGAAACACGGAACAACAGUGUGAGUAAAUCUAAAUGAAUUACUGCAGCUGCAGGUGAAACUGGACUGUAAUGUUUUAUAUUUCAAGGAGCAUGAGCUAGUGUCUGAAGUAAUUCAGCAGUCCAGCAUCAUCGCUGAAUAAACCCCACUGACUGUUACUUCAGUCAUUAGGUGUGUAUUGAAGCGGAGCGGUAGAUCAUCAUCAUGGGCCUGUUGUCUGACCCGAAUCGCAGAAAAGCCCUGACCAACCUCCUGACCCGCCUCAACACACCCAUAUGUAUGGUGUGCUACCUGGCAGCCAUAGUGUGGUUCAUGGGCCUGGCGUUCGAGCCCUUCACGCUGCGCACGUACAUGUCGGAGAACGCCAUGGGGUCCACCAUGGUGGAGGAGCGCUUCUCCGCGGGCGAGCGGGCGCUGGCCACCGCCAAGGAGUUCGACGCUCACAAGAGGAAGGCAGGAGGGAUGCCGGUGGACUGGUUAGUGAAGACGAUGCAGGCUCGAGGACUGGAGGUGUUCACCCAGAGCUUCUCCCGCAAGCUGCCGUUCCCUGAUGAGAACAAGGAGAGAUAUAUGGUUCGAGGCACGAAUGUGUACGGGAUCCUGCGUGCUCCCCGCGCUCCUCGCACAGAGGCACUCGUCAUCAGCGCCCCCUGCAGUCCUGGACACAGCAACAACCAGGCGGUCGGCCUUCUGCUGGCUCUCGCGCAGUACUUCAGGAACCAGGUGUACUGGGCCAAAGACAUCAUCUUCCUGGUGAACGAGCACGAUCUGAUCGGCAUGCAGGCCUGGCUGGAAGGAUACCACCACACCAACAUUACAGGGAUGGAGUACUCGCCCCUGCAGGGCCGCGCCGGCUCGAUUCAGGCCGCCCUGUCGCUGGAGCUCAGCAGUGAUGUCAUCACCAGCCUGGACCUGGUCCUGGAGGGGCUCAACGGGCAGCUGCCCAACCUGGACCUGGCCAACCUCUUCUACGCCUUCUGCCAGAAGCUGGGAGUGCUCUGCACCAUCCAGGGGAAGCUCCAGAGGAACGACUGGGACACGGCGGAGGGCUACACACACGCGGCUCAGACCAUGAUGCUGAUGGUGCUGAAACAGGCGUGUGGGCGCUCGUGGGGCGAUCACGGCCUCUUCCUGCGAUACCACAUCGAAGCCGCCUCUAUCCAGGGCAUCAACAGUUUCAGGCACUACAAGAUGGACGCCACCACCAUUGGCAGAUUGUUGGAGGGAAUGGCCCGUAAGCUGAACAAUCUCCUGGAGCGUCUUCAUCAGUCGUAUUUCUUCUACCUCUUGCCUUCUCUCUCGCGGUUUGUGUCCAUUGGCUACUAUAUGCCGGCGUUUGGCCUCCUGGCUGUCAUCUUACUGCUUCGAGCUCUGGAUCUCUGGGUUCAUCUGGGAACGCCGGAUGUGGCCGCGGUCGAUGGAGUCAGUGAAGCCGAGCGGCCGCCGGGUCCGGGCGUGUUGUCAGUGUUGACCCCAGUGGUGAUCAGUCACCUGACCGGUGUGGCGCUGUACCUGCUUCCUGUUCAUCUGCAGGAGAUCGCAGUUGAGCACUUCCCUGUGUCUGAAACUGAAGCUGUGGUGCUCACUGCUAUUGCCAUCUACACCGCAGGCCUAGCCCUGCCACACAACACACAACGGUUGUUGUCUGGAGAGGGAACGGAGCAGGGCUGGAAAGUGCUGAAACUGACGGCUCUGCUCUAUCUCGCAGUGCUGUUGGGCUGCACGGCCCUCAUUAACUUCUCUCUGGGCUUCAUCUUGGCCGUCACACUGGUGCCCAUCACCGCCAGCAUCACGCCACACAUGCCCAAAGCGCUGAGUGCUAUGGUGAUGGUGCUGCUCAGUCCUGCCUUCACCAUCCUCUACUGCGUCUUCAUCUACCAGGAGCUCAUCGAGGUGCCCGUCAGCAUCAGCGAGGGCUGGAUGCUGUUCCUCUCGGUCAUCUCGCAGGGCAUUCUGGACCACGCGCUGUACGGCUCGCUCGUGUACCCGCUGCUAGCCCUGUUCGUGUACCCCUGCUGGCUGAUGUUCUGGAACAUCCUCUUCUGGAAGUAACCAUCUUAGUUCUCUCAGAAAAACCACACGCUGUGCCAAUCGUGAGGAUUCGCUGUCCAUCUGUGUCACUGGAUCUAGGCGGAUGUCAGGCGCUGCGAAAGUACGAAUAAAGAGUGUUUAAUGGUGUGACUUCAACGGUGAGACUUCUUCGGUUUUGAAGUUCAAGUAUUGAGUGUGUUUGGGGGAAUAUAGGGAUUUAUUUCUGGCCCGAAUGUUGUAAACCGAUUCACAAAGCAGGACAGAAGCAACGAAGCAAAUGCAGAAACAUUCAAAUUCAUUGGGAGUGGACUUAUUGGGUCAUUUAUUAUCUUGGUAACACUAUUUUACAGUGUCCUUGUUACAUAUGUUACCAUAGUAAAUUAUGCAUUCUUACAUGCAACUAACCCUCAACCAAACCCUAAUCCUACAGUAAGUACAGAAUAUUAGUACUAAUAUAUAAUUACACUGUAACAAUGACACCUUAAAAUAAAGCGUAACCCACUUUACAAUAAGGUUAAUUAGUUAACAUUAGAUUGUGUUAGCUAACAUGAACUAACCAUGAGCAAUACAUGUGAUAUAGGAUUAGUUAAUCUUUGGUAGUAAAUCCAGCUAAGAUUUUAAUAAUGUAUUAGUAAAUGUUGAAAUUAACAAAGAUUAUUAAAUGCUGUGGAAAGUCAUUAUUAGCUCAUGUUAACUAAUGUUAUUAACUAAUGAACCUUAUUGUAAAGUGUUAGCAUUAUCUCAUGAUAGAAAAGGUUUUACAUAGUUUUGGGUGCUGGAAUCUUCUUAUUAAUAUGAAAUAUGAAACAGCAUUGUAACCUCCUCUUUAAUGCAUUACAUGGAGUUUAUUUCAUUUGUGCCAGGAAACUCUGUCUUCAUAUCCUGCAGUGAAUUAUGCACAUGGCAUGGAUCAUUUUGAUUAUUAAAGUUGAAUAAAAUGACUUUAAACAUAA
Pimephales promelas (fathead minnow) is the source of this 2991-nucleotide messenger RNA. The record is from RefSeq and is a predicted model, not a curated record. NCBI's taxonomy places the organism in Eukaryota, Metazoa, Chordata, Actinopteri, Cypriniformes, Leuciscidae.